This is a messenger RNA of Hyaloscypha bicolor E, 1356 nucleotides long. RefSeq lists its product as uncharacterized. Bases 1 to 1356 code for a protein of 451 amino acids. Gene Ontology annotation, biological process: regulation of transcription by RNA polymerase II. Gene Ontology annotation, cellular component: transcription regulator complex; PcG protein complex. Lineage: Eukaryota; Fungi; Ascomycota; Leotiomycetes; Helotiales; Hyaloscyphaceae. Gene Ontology annotation, molecular function: RNA polymerase II cis-regulatory region sequence-specific DNA binding; DNA-binding transcription factor activity, RNA polymerase II-specific. The record is from RefSeq and is a predicted model, not a curated record. The transcript has 3 exons.
AUGGAUAUUAAGGAAAUAGUCAACUCCAAGGGCCCAAAAGGCGCUGCUGCUGCUGCUGCCGCCGUAGCAAACGGAGCAGCACAAGAUCUUCAUCUACUUCACUCCAUUUCGCAAGCCAGCAGCAUUCCCAUGUCAGACACCGGCUCAGAGCGAGGAAACUCUCCCCAUGACUCUGAGCACUCUCGAUAUUCUGGCCCUAGAUUUGCUCAGCUGAAUGGGAUGAAUGGUGGACCUAAUGGCAUGCGCUACCCUUCCCCAACGGCCAUGCAAAAUCCCCUUCCAAUGUUGCAGCAGCCUUUCCGACCCGAGAACGGUUUCGACAAUUCCAUGAUACAGCAGGAGAACACUCGAGUGGGACGAUCAUCACUAGAGGGCAAAGCCUUCCCUUGUAGCACUUGUGGCAAGGGAUUUGCUCGGAGAAGUGAUCUAGCCCGCCAUGAACGAAUCCACAGCGGUAUUCGACCUCAUGUCUGCGAGCACCCUGGCUGUGGAAAACAGUUCAUUCAGCGCUCUGCCUUGACUGUCCACAUGAGAGUACACACUGGCGAAAAGCCGCAUAUGUGUGAGAGAUGUGGAAAGCCUUUCAGUGACUCAAGCUCCCUGGCCAGGCAUCGUAGGAUACACUCUGGUAAGAGACCGUACAAGUGUCCCUAUGCAGAUUGCCAGAAAACUUUCACUCGACGAACUACUUUAACCCGCCACCAAAACCACCAUACCGGUACUGUUGAAGAAGCUGCGGCUGCAACAGCAGCAGCUCUAGCCACUCGUGGUGGAGGAAGCACUCGGGGGGGACGACAACGCUCAGAUGGAGAACAGUACUCGAACAACGGCUCACCCAUGUCAACACCAUCUCCCAGUCAAAGAAACUUAUCGGCCUCUCCAAAUUCGGAGCUUGCCCCUAUGAACGGAAUCCCUCGCCACCCAGGAGAGUAUCAGUACAUGAAUAACAGCCCUUUGCCUGGCCAUCUCCGAGGCGAAUACCAUGUUCCUAGCCAGUCUGCCCCAACUACAGCUUCAUUCUCGAACGGCAUGCGACCAACGUCUCAUCCUACCAGUUACGGCCCUCCGUCGAUACUUGAGCCUCCUGCAAACAUGGAACAACGUCAAUCAGGAAGUGCGAGUGGCAGUCCCCACAUGAGCAGCGUUGGUUGGCAAUCUCCUUCACAGAACAUGCCCUCUCCAUCACAGAGCAAUGGCUAUGUCUAUCCCGAUCCCGACCCUUAUGGUUCAGCUGCAGCCAUGAACCAACACCUCUACUACCAGAAUUCGUCCAACGUUCGUCGACCCGGUAGCAUAGAGCCCGAUGCAUACGACAUCAAGCCACGAAUGAACGAGGCAUGGAUGGCAGCUCAAUAA